Molecule: messenger RNA, 810 nt
Organism: Mycotypha africana
Lineage: Eukaryota; Fungi; Mucoromycota; Mucoromycetes; Mucorales; Mycotyphaceae
Product: methylase MraW
Exons: 3
Biological process (GO): rRNA base methylation
Molecular function (GO): rRNA (cytosine-N4-)-methyltransferase activity
Source: RefSeq, a predicted model, not a curated record
AUCCCUUUGAAGCGUUCGCUUUCGACAGCUGUAUUACCGUAUGAAAAAAUUCAUGUACCUGUUCUAUUGCAAGAGGUUCUGAGUGCUUUGUCGCCAAAAGAAGGAGGGAUCUACUGCGACAUGACGUUUGGCGAUGGAGGGUACACCCAAUCGCUGUUAGAUGCGUGUCACUGUAAAGUAGUUGCAAUAGACCAAGACCCCGUUGCUUACACAAAAGCUCUAAAGCUGGCAGAGAUGGAGCCUUACAAAAACAGGUUAUUUCCUAUCCUGGGGAAGUUUAGCACAGUAAAGCAGGAGAUGCAAAGCAAGUUUCCAGACUGGCAUAUCCCAUGCUUCGAUGGUAUGGUGAUGGAUAUUGGUGUAUCCAGUGGACAAAUUCAAACGCCAGAAAGAGGGUUUUCAUACAAGCUAGACGGGCCCUUGGACAUGCGUAUGUCGUCUCGUGGAACAGCCUCUCAUGACAAGGAUGGCAUGACGUACGAGAAAGAGAGCGAGCUGUUGAAAAAGUCCAUCACCGCGUAUGAGAUUGUCAACUUUUUCCAUCAAGAUCACAUUGCUGAUAUCAUAUACCAAUAUGGGCAAGACCGUCUGUCACGGCGAAUUGCUGCUGCCAUAGUGGAAGCCAGGCAAAAGGCGCCUAUCGAAACAACAAGGCAGUUAGCGACCCUUAUUCAUAAGGCAUGUCCACAGCCUGGCUGGCUUCGAGGCGAAGAUGACGUGGUGCGUAAUUCAGCAGCUCGUACUUUCCAAGCAUUCAGGAUUUUCAUCAAUAACGAGCUAGAUGAGCUCAAGAAGGGCUUGAGCGCCAGU